AUGCCUGCGCGCGCAGGAAAAUCAAAAUCCACCGCGCAGUUAAAGUUGCAGCAAAACACCACCACAUCUUUGUUAGCGAUCCGUGGCCAUAUAUCAGAUACCGUAAUAGGUGGCGCCAUGGUCAAGUCCGCCGAUCUAGGCCAAAAAGAGGAGCGAAAAGGGGGUCGGAUCCAGCGCGAUGCCCAAUCGAGACGAACAAGGCCUGAUCCGCAGCACAAUAGCUAG
This is a messenger RNA of Lindgomyces ingoldianus, 225 nucleotides long. RefSeq lists its product as uncharacterized. Lineage: Eukaryota; Fungi; Ascomycota; Dothideomycetes; Pleosporales; Lindgomycetaceae. Bases 1 to 225 code for a protein of 74 amino acids. The transcript has 3 exons. The record is from RefSeq and is a predicted model, not a curated record.